UCCAAUUACUGUCCAAACCUCACCUAAAGACCAAAUUCUAGUCUGUUGUCUUUUCCCGUUAUCGGAGGAACAGACCCUUCAUCCAUGGCGGCGAAGAAAAACGGUGCUCUCUCUCUGUGUUUUGAGGUUCUUUGCCUAUGCAUGUUAUCGGUGGUGUUGAUCGAGGGGAGAGUAGUGCCUCUAUUGCAGAGCUAUCAUAAAUCCGGUUUUCGAUCGACGUUUCGUGUGCUAUAUGAUACUUCUAAGUACGGUAUUCUCCAACUCAACAACGGCUUGGCUCUGACGCCUCCCAUGGGAUGGAAUAGCUGGAAUUUCUUUGCCUGCAAUAUCAACGAGACAGUCAUCAAGGAAACAGCUGAUGCACUUAUCUCAACUGGUUUGGCUGAUCUAGGUUAUGUGCACGUCAAUAUAGAUGAUUGCUGGUCUUCAUCAAAGAGGAAUUCAGAGAAUCAAUUGGUCCCUGAUCCAAAAACUUUUCCGUCGGGAAUUAAAGAUCUUGCUGAUUAUGUACAUGCAAAAGGCCUUAAACUAGGAAUUUAUUCUGAUGCCGGGGUUUUUACAUGUCAAGUUCGACCAGGGUCACUUUAUUAUGAAAAUGAUGAUGCAGAAAUGUUCGCUUCUUGGGGUGUAGAUUAUUUGAAGUAUGACAACUGUUUCAAUCUAGGCGUUAAGCCUGAAGAACGAUACCCACCAAUGCGUGAUGCUCUAAAUGGAACUGGCCGCACUAUUUUCUAUUCAAUUUGCGAAUGGGGAGUGGAUGACCCAGCCUUAUGGGCCGGCAAGGUUGGAAACAGCUGGCGAACUACUGAUGACAUUAAUGAUUCAUGGGCAAGCAUGACUACAAUUGCCGAUCUGAAUGACAAAUGGGCAGCCUAUGCGGGACCCGGUGGAUGGAAUGAUCCAGAUAUGUUGGAAGUUGGCAAUGGAGGCAUGACAUAUCAGGAGUAUCGAGCUCAUUUUAGCAUCUGGGCUUUGAUGAAGGCCCCACUUUUGAUCGGUUGUGAUGUAAGAAAUAUGACUGCAGAAACUUUUGAGAUUCUAACCAAUAAGGAGGUCAUUGCUGUUAACCAAGACCCGCUUGGGAUUCAGGGACGGAAAGUUCAUGUCACUGGAACAGAUGGUUGCCUUCAGGUUUGGGCAGGUCCUCUAUCUGGACAUCGACUAGUUGUUGCUCUUUGGAAUCGCUGUUCGAAAGUGGCCACUAUCACUGCUGGAUGGGAUGUACUUGGGCUUGAAUCCAACACCGUUGUCUCAAUUAGAGAUUUGUGGCAGGUUUCAGAUGAGUCCUUGAGAUGGUAUAUAAAGAACCCUUCCCCCUCUCGCUUCAUGCAUGCCAAAGUGAUGUCCCCAUUAAAUCCUCAGACCUUGACCCAGAAGAUUCCUUUACACCAUCCUAAAGCAGUUGUGUUUGGAAGACGCAUUCUGGUCUAAAAAAUCUUUGAUUUUCAAAAUCCUUUCUGAGCAUGUUUAUAUAUGUUCUAUCCCCCAAACCUUGGAUUGAAAGUGGGGUUUGGUCCUAGGUCUUUGGUGAGAAUUCACCAAUAAGCUAGUUGGCACCUUCAAUAUCUUUUGAGGUUUUUUACUUAUUAAAAAAAAACACAUCUUUAGAGGUUUUAAGGAUACUAACCUUUGAAAUUUAAUUCCCUAUCCUUAGAAACUAGUUUAGUACUUGGCUGCAUCGACCAUGCAUCUGCCAAACUUUGAUUUGGUCAGGGAACUUGAUUGGGGUUAGUGCAUGUUGGACAUUGGGUCAAGGUGAUUUGUUUGACUAACUUGGAACAGUUUAGGAUUUUCCGACGACAAAUUGGAACAUUUUUUUGGUCUAAGCAAAUCAAUUUAUACAACCCAUCAGGCUUACAAGCGAAGUGAAAAACCUUUAUAACCUUUCAAGUUAAUUCGAGUUUUUGAUCUUCCAAGGUAUUUUUAUGAUUAUUAUCAUGACUGCUUGCAGCAAAAAGACAUCACAGAAGAUGCAGUGUCAUCGUUCAGUGGCCGAGUGGAUGCCCACGACUGUCAGAUUUAUAUUUUCACCCCCCAGACAG
This is a messenger RNA of Carya illinoinensis, 2042 nucleotides long. RefSeq names its product alpha-galactosidase 3. Gene Ontology annotation, biological process: carbohydrate metabolic process. The record is from RefSeq and is a predicted model, not a curated record. NCBI's taxonomy places the organism in Eukaryota, Viridiplantae, Streptophyta, Magnoliopsida, Fagales, Juglandaceae. The transcript is spliced from 15 exons. Gene Ontology annotation, molecular function: hydrolase activity, hydrolyzing O-glycosyl compounds. Bases 85 to 1431 code for a protein of 448 amino acids.